AUGUUCAAAUUUGUUGUUAUCUGCGCCUUGUUGGCUACCGCCGCCACCGCUCAACGUCACGGUCAUGGUCACGGUUUUGGACAUGGCAAUGCUGGACAUGGUGUCAGCAAAUCCAGCGAUGAUGUUCAUGCUGAAAUCCUCUCAGCCGAUUCUGAUGUACGUGCCGAUGGUUUCGAUUACCAUUUGGAAACCACCAAUGCCAUCAGUGCCAAGGCUAGCGGUGAUGCUUACGGCAAUGUCCAUGGUGAUUUCCAAUGGAUUUCCCCUGAAGGUGAACAUAUCGCAGUAAGCUAUGUUGCCGAUGAAAAUGGCUACCAACCCAACAGCGCUGUCUUGCCCACCCCACCACCAAUUCCAGCUGCCAUCUUGAAAUCUUUGCAAUACAUUGCCAGCCAUCCACCCAAACAAGAAGUCCAACACGGUCGUAGAUUCUAAGAACAUUUUA
This is a messenger RNA of Calliphora vicina (urban bluebottle blowfly), 445 nucleotides long. Its product is annotated as larval cuticle protein 1-like. Bases 1 to 435 code for a protein of 144 amino acids. Gene Ontology annotation, cellular component: chitin-based extracellular matrix. Gene Ontology annotation, molecular function: structural constituent of chitin-based larval cuticle. The record is from RefSeq and is a predicted model, not a curated record. The transcript has 2 exons. NCBI's taxonomy places the organism in Eukaryota, Metazoa, Arthropoda, Insecta, Diptera, Calliphoridae.